Molecule: messenger RNA, 8484 nt
Organism: Plasmodium inui San Antonio 1
Lineage: Eukaryota; Apicomplexa; Aconoidasida; Haemosporida; Plasmodiidae
Exons: 2
Coding region: 1-8484 (2827 amino acids)
Source: RefSeq, a predicted model, not a curated record
AUGCAUUUGACUUUUAAAGUAAGCUUAAAAACAUAUGACAAUAUGUACAACAUUCAGGACAAUAUAAUAAAUCCCAUAACGUUUAACUUUCUAAUAAAUGAGAAAUUUAAAUAUUUUCCUAUUUUGUAUGUCCACUUCUACACCACAAGCAUCAACUUGAAUAUCACCACUUCGUUCCUCUACUUGUACAAAUACUUGUACGCAAAUUUAAAUUUUAAGAAAGACAUCAGUGACGUGAAGAACUCCAACAUUGAGAUUUACAAUGAUCUUCACUCAGAAAUUAUCAUUUUUUACAAAACGAGGACGAAGAAUAACAACUACACAUGGAAGUUGAACAUUAUAGACAAGAACGAAUACCACCAGUUUCCCUGCGAGUGCCUCUACUUUUGCAUUAACAAGCAGAAGGAGAAAAAGAAGAUGAACUCUGAAUUUUACGAAAUGACUAGGAACUCGGAAGAUUUCAUUAUCACCAAUGAACACGACUUGAAUAGCGUUUUCAAGGACAUAUGCAAAAUUGGUUUUAAAAAAAAGAAUCUGCACAACUCAGUGGCCAAGCAUGAGAAGCACCUCCUCUAUGACAACACACAGAGUGUGUAUGACAUCCUCCAUCAGCUCACCUACCGGAUGCCCUUCCUAUACAGGGACCACGACAAGGACAACAAAAUUAUCAACAUAAUAAAGAAGAAGCCCUCCUGGAUUUACAUCGGCGUGCUAUACACGGACGAUUUGUACUCGCGUGCGUAUAAGGUUCCGAAUGUCAAGCACAACUUGCUGGUUGAGCCCGAAAUCAUAAGAAACAAGUGGUGCCUCUCCAUAGGUACCUGCAUACAAAUCGAAAACAACUCGGGGCUGUAUUUCAGAAUAUACAAGGAAGGCAAGACAAACUAUUUUUCGCGUGUACAUUUCAGGUGGAAGCUAAAAAAAAACAGAAAAUCCAGCGCGAACUACUCUGCGUGGGAAACAUCAGAUGGAGGAGCAAAAAAUGAAAAGCAUAAAAAGAAGAGCAAAGGGAACGUAAAAAAUUAUCACUACCAGCACGACCAGCAGCAUAACCACCACAGUUAUCAUCGUCAUAAUAAUAAACAUUUUACACCACAUGUAGAAAAAAACAAGAAAAAGGAAAGAUCGAAAAAAGGAGACUACAUAAACAUAUUGCCUUUCAGCAAGAGAGCCAUUCCGCUCUUCUGGUUGUACGAUUGUAGUUUGCCAUACAUUAAAAUUCUCAGAAAAAAAGAAAAAAAAUAUAACAUGAAAAACUUAAGAAAAAGCAAUAAAGAAGAAGAAAACUUGGACAUCGAAGCUGUUCCAUUUAAUAUCCUUUACAAACUAUUAAAUAAGUAUGCCCUUAAUAACAAUAACAUUUACCAGAAGAAGCUAGACAUAUCCCCAUCUGAGAUAAUUUUUAAAGGCUUGAUAAUGUUUCACUGUUUCGUAAAAGUUAAGGAUGUUCCCACUCAGCAUAUAAAAGACACUUCCUACAAUUACACGGUUGUCAUAGAACCCAUGGUCACCAUAAAGAACAACCUACCAAACCCCAUCACGGUCAUUGUUAGAAUGAAGAAGAAGAAAAGUCUGUUCAGCAUCAGUAAAAAGAAGAAGGAAAAUAAGAUCGAGGAAGAAAAGCUCCACAAAACGAACUACGAAAUGAAUGAUGACAUUACGAAAAUUUUGAAGAAGCAGGAACUAUUCGCCCUGGUGCCUCCGCAUCAUUAUUGGUGCUUGCCCAUCUGCACACAGGCGUUUUACAUGAAGAUGUUUUACCAUGGACUGCAAAUAGAGAAGAUGAAUUUCAUAUAUGACUACGCAAAUGAAAUUAAGGGCUACUACGAUUUCAAGGACGUCAAGCUGCCCGACUGGAACGAGGCGUUCUACGGGGGCAAUAUUAAUAGCGCGAUGAAGAAGGGCAGCCAGGGAAGCAGCGCGUGCGAGUCCUACGCCGUGAAUGCUGAAGGCGGCGCCACAAACGAUCGCACAAGCCAUGGCGCAAACCAUCGCGCAGAUGAUGAUCGAACCGCUGGCAACGACGACAAGAACAUCCACAACAACCACAACCGAAGCAAUGGAGACGGUGCGUGUAACUUGAAGGAGGAGCACGCCAAAAAUAUCAACUAUUGGCAGUACAGAAAUAGAGGUGCGUCCAACAUCAAGAGAGACAGCCGAAUGCUGUACGACGAAAUGAUGAAGGAAUUUCAAAACAAUGACAGGAAUGGAGAAGCAACCAGUUGUAAUAGUCCCAGCACGAACAGAAAAAAAAACAUCUACGACAAUUUAUUCAGAAAAAACAUAAACAAUAUGCACAGUUUUGACGAAAACGAGGAGAAUAACUAUCAGGGGAGGAAUAAUUUCAAGUACAAUUUUUUGUACGCAACGGAAGGUUUUUUUCCCAUUUAUAUGCCAACCACUGAUACGAUUACGUCGACCAAGGUGCUGAACCACAAGUUUGGUCUAAUUGGCAAUAUCUUCUCGUAUGACGAAUUGAAGUAUAUUUAUUUCGAAAAUAAAAUAAAUCAAAUGAAUAGGAAGGUGUAUGAUUAUUUGCACACUUUUAAAAACAUCACUGUUUCUGCUGAUGUGUCCAGGAGAAAAAUCGAUUUUUAUUUCCCCUUCUUUUUUGAAAAUACAACAAAUGUGUGCAUCUACGUAAAUAACAAGUUGUUGCCGCCCAAUAGCCGUUUAUACAUGACGGAGGAGGAAGCCAAAAGUGUGAGGAUUAAAUCGUACAAGCAUGAUUAUGAUAACAAUUUAAUUCUGUGCAGUAAUGUCAGCGGCAAGAUUGACUGCACAAGGACUAACAUGAUACGACCUCUGAUAAAUUUGAUUUAUAGAAAAAUCACCAGAAAGCAGAAGGUGCGAUUUUGGGAAAAAUAUGAAGAGAGGAAAAAAAAAAACAGCAACUUAAUGAACGCGCCUGGCUUCGAGGAGGAAGAGGAACAACACACUCCUGGGGAUGACGCAGAUAUGGUGAAAGCACUAAGCAGAUUCAAGGUAAAAGUAGUGAAAGACAUCGAUGACGCAGUGAAAGAGAAAGACGAUAAUUUAUUUAAUGAUUAUGAUGGCGAGGUGGACAAACGAGACACGAAAGAAAAGAAAAAUACGAAUAACAGCAGCAAAACGAACAACACGAAUGACGCCCCCGCUCUGGGUUCUGCAAAAUCUCUAAGAAAUGAGACAAACAGCGAAGAGAAACAAAGCGAGCUAGGUGAACACACCCCAAGGAAACUAUCUGAAAAGACAGACGAAAUAACCUGUUCGAAAAACUUAAGUGACCCCUAUUACCUCCCACACAACAAGAAUGAUUUAUAUUAUUGUAACUCCAAGUUCUCUGAAAUCUCAGCAGACUCAAAUGAGGAGGCAAGGGGCAAAACCACCAAAAAGUCGCCAACACACAAGUCGUAUAAAAAUGCACUCAAAAAUAUGCUCAUGAGUAAUAAAACCCUAUUUACGAGAAGAAGAAAAAUGAGUGAGAAAUCGUCAGGCUCAAUUAGAAAUUCUAAAAGAAUUAGAAAAUUUAGAUUAUUUCAUAUGCAUGUAAAAAGAGACAAAAUACAUGCAGUGCGAGAAGAUGAAGGAUAUUUUGAAAACAUGGAUGAGAGGGAAGAACCCUAUGGAAACGACGGAAAUGAGGACUCCGUCGAUAGCAGUUACUACGAUACACAUGAUAAUGAUAGCAAGUUGAAAAAAAAAAGUAAGAAGAGGAGAAAAAUGAAGAGGACGAAUUUUAGCUACUCAACGAGGGGAUCGGGCCAGAAAAGACUUUUCAUCAAAAAUUUGUACUCACUUGAUAAGUUGGGACAUAAAUAUUUUAGCAAAGAGAAGAAGGACAAGGAUUUGUCAUCCCAGGGAGGAAGAGACAUACACGAUUCCUUCUCUUCAGAAAAUGAAAAAUCAACAGGAGCUUUCCCCGCCUCGCAGGUAAGUUUUAGCAUUUUCCAUCUGUUUAAGGAGAAGGAAGAAACGAGGAAGUGCUCCGAAUUUGACGAAGACAUUUCCGACGAUAACGCGAAUGAUCAGAUCGAAAUGGAAAAGGAGGAAGUGGAAGAAGAGGAAGAAGCAGAGGAGGACGACGGGGCGGGCGUAGACGAAGACGAAGAGGAUGAUGCGUUCCAUGCGAGCAACAGAAGGAAGAACAAGCACGACAUUUUGAAGUUCAGUUUGAUAAAAAAGAGAAAAAAGAAGAGAAUAAAAGGGGCACAUGAUAACGAGCGCGAAAAUAAAAGCGAAAAGAACAAUUCAAAACUUAGCAAAGGGGAAAAAGGAAUGUAUAAGAAAAAGCGGUUCAAAAUAACCCCUUUCUUCAGCUCCAUCAACAGGAGACACAAGGGGAAGGUGCCCAAUGGAUCGGCAAGCCAUGCAAAAAGUGCAAAGUUAUCCUCGGGAAAGUACCAUUUUGAUGGCAGUUCCUCACAGAGCGACAAUUACAACAAAAUCGCAAGCAAAGGGAAGUCUUUUCAGCGAGGACAAAAUGGAGAUGCCUCCCCUACAAGGAUAGCCUUCCUGGAGAGCAACCUGCACUCUAAAUGGAACAGAAACGAUGUUCAGAUAGAAGCUGAGAACGAAGCUGCAGAUGAAGAAGGAGACGAAGUUGGAGACGAAGCAGGAGACGAGGGCGCUAACGAAGUGAACCACAAACCGGAUACAAAAAGAAGGACGUCACUGAGGGAUUUCACAAGAAAUAAGAGAGAAAACAGAAAAUCGAAAAUGAAGAAAAAGGAUUAUUACGAAGGAGGAUUUCUGUCCUUAGGAAUCUGCGUCAGAUAUGCCGAGGAGCCAUUUAAUAAAUCAAAAAUUGUUACCUUUGUCAAUAGCUAUAUAUUCAUAAAUAGGCUUCCAUUCGACGUAAAAAUUGCUACCGACUCGGGUAGAAAGUCAGAUAGCAUUUUUACAACCAAUAAUGUAGUCCUUAACUCAGAUUUUAACAACGCGUAUAAAGAAAUACUCCCAUUAGAUGCCCUCACCGUUAACAAAAGUGUGAAUAACUAUAAAUCGUCGAGACACACCACGAUGGAAAAAGACGUGUGCGCAAUUAACGUCGGUGAUUCGUCCAGAGGGAGGGAAAUUUUCACCCUUGACGUAAGCAAGGACGAAGCGGCAGACAUGGAAGCCUUCCGAAUUGGGGAUACCCAAAAGGAGAGAAAUACGACAAACGGGGGUUCUAGAAAAGCGUCCAACAUAAACCAUAGCAGCUUUAACGAACAUGGAGGGCAUAUCGAAGGUAGGAGCCACCUGAUGGUGGAGAGAAGCUCUGCAAAUUAUGACCAUAACAAAGCACCAACUGUGGAGGGAAACCAGACGGUGCAAACAUAUAGUACCAAUAGUAAAAACGCAAAUGAUGCAGAAAUGGCAAAGAAAAAUGAGACGUACAUAAGAAGUGGAGAAAUCACAGCUUUCCACUACCAUAGGAGUUACAUAAAGAUAAAGGACAUCACAGAGGGAUACAGCUCGCAGCCUUUUUCCCUAAUCCCGAAGAAUGUCCCAUCGAAUUUCCAGAUCGAAUUAUUCAACAUAAAUAAAUCGCAGAUAAAUAACACAAACAAUUUGCUGGUAGAAGUAAACGUGUGCAGUGGUAUUUUUGGAGACAAGCAGCAAUUGCCGUACGCAUACAAUGGGUACUUUUACAUUCUAAGUCUUCCGGUUAGACCCAAAUUCGAAAUUAUCAACGCCACGAAAUUUAUCAUAGCGUACGCAACGGAUGUGAAUAAGUACACAAAGAAGUAUAUGAACAAUAACUACGACAGAUAUUUGGGCAGAAGCACGAAGAAUGGAGACUUCCCUGUGAAGAUGAUUUAUCCUUACAGCUCCAUUUACUACACCCUGAGGAACAAUAACGAAAUUGAGUCCUCCAAAAUUGCCCUGAAAAUUGUGGGCGUCCAGAAAAGCUCGUGGUGCAUCAAUUCUAUUAACUCCUUCAUUGACAAUGUGGUCAUGCUGCCUUAUAGAGUGUACGGGGAGAAUAAGCUUUCAUCGGAGAAUAAGCGUUCGUCGGAGAAGAGUUUCAGGGGUAGGAGAGAUAGCCACAAAAAUGAGAAAGACGCAUAUUUUAUAACACGUCGAAGAAAUUCACAAAAAACGUACCUGCAAAGUAGAGGGGGGAAUGUCCUUUUGGGAGAAUUCCACUCCAACGAUAGCUUCGCAGAAGUGAAAAACGACAACCGCAUUCUUAACGGGGAUGGAGAAAAGGAAGAGGAUGGAAAGAGAAGAGAGAAAAUGGAAAAGGAUAACAUGUUGCUAGGGCAUAACUUGGUCAACAAAGAGUUAUACUCCUUUCUGAUUAUAAGAGAUAAUGGAAGCAGAGCUAUUGUCAUCACAGAAAAGUAUAAUCUAGCAAGAGAAAUUGUGAGCACAAAAAAUUUCAGUAAAAUUCAUAAGUUAAUCGCCAUAAGUAGCAGGAAAAAAAUCUUACUAUCGAAUAAAAACGCCAACAGGAAAUACAUGUUGGAUUAUAAAAAAAAGAAUUUUGUUUAUUUCAAUUUUCCAAUCGUUCCUGUGAUAUACAAAAUUAACAUCCCCAGAUUGACCGUCACGUGGAUUCACAGACAAGACGUGAUCAUUGCUAUCCACCUGUCCAAUUUGAAAUACAGUGGUCAUAUAUACCCCAAAGAAAUUAUCAACUACGAUAUAAAUCAGAUGUUCACACCCAUCAACAUUUUAAAAAGGAAAGAAGUGGAAGAAUACGUACAGUACGUUUUUCUGAACAGUUAUGUAGAUUCCAUUUUCCUGAUCGAGCAGAUUCAUAUAGACCACUUCGUAAAGGGGGACAUCCCCGUCAUCCUGAAAAACACCAAUAUUGAGGAGAAUGAAGACAUAUUUUUAUAUAUUCACGUAAAGCAGUACUGUGUGGACUCGUUUAAGCAGGCCCCCAUAUAUCAAAGUAUAAUGAUUAAGAUCUCCCCCAUCAACGCGAACAUCGAAUUGUUGGUGAUUGAGCAGUUAAUAGAAAUUAUAGAGAAGGAAAAGCAGCUGUUGUUGCUGUACGAACGGGAAGAGAAAUCAUUACCCCCUCUCAUUGCGACAUCAGAAACGGCGAGAAGUGCCAUUAACACAACGCUGAAAAUAUUUUCCGAUGCGAACUUUCUCAAAAUGAUAUAUUUGGACGAUUAUAUCAGGAGGAAAACAAAGAAGGAUUUCAUCCUGAAGAACAACCAAAUUGUGAAUAAUAGUAUUAUCUUGAAUUCUACAAAUAAAUACCAAAAUAAAUACAAGACUAUACGUAACUAUGAGCACAAACGCAUGAAGGACAGCGAAGCAGAAAUUAAGCCAAAUGCUUAUUCGUAUUAUUUUAGCUCCCCCAAAGCUAGAAUGAUAACACAGAAUAGACUACUCAGCAUUAACAAAAUCACUGAGAAAAUGUGUUCGGAGGACUCCACCAACAGCUCCAUAUCAACAAAUCUGAGUAGAAAAAAUAAAAACACCAACAGUGUACAUAAAAAAAUAUGCAAAAAGUUAGUAGGGUAUUAUAAGUACAAGAAAGUGCAUAAUUUGAUCAAUAAUACCUACUACAACAUUAACAACAUGAAUGAUGAGCGUGUGUUGCCAAUAAAGAUUCAGUACUUCAGAAAUCAGAAAAUUUUUAUGAAUGCAUUUUCUUCUCACCUAUUUUUGCACCCAAAUCCGAGAUGGAUGGACAAUCAGAGCAAGCAUGUAUAUAUCAGGGAGUUCAAAAUUACCCCCAUUGAAAUUAUAGCCUCUAUAAGGACUUCCGAACACAGGAUUUCAAGGAGAAUACUACACAUUGUGGAUGCACUACCCGUCGAUACUCCCUCUAUGAGAAUACAUUUGAUUUCGCAAAAGAGGAAUUAUAUGGUCUGUACAUGGGAUGGCUUAUUCCAGUCUUUAAGGGUCUCUUACUUCAGACAACUUCUGAGACAGUCCCUACCCAGCGCAUGGCUAUCCAACCCCUUUGCGUUUAUCAAAGGGUUCAUAAAUGGAAUCUUUGCCCUGUUUAAAGAAACGGUUAGGGGAGUUAAAACGAGUUCAAACUGCUUCGAUGGAUUCAUGUCCGGAUUUAAGUGCGGAAUUAUCAUACUUGUUGUGAACACUGUUGGGGGGUUAUUCCAAUCUUUAAGUCAUAUGUUAAAUGUCUGUCAUAAAUUAAUGGGAGGUUCAAGGCCACGACCACCAAGUAUCUUAGAUUCUAUAAUUCUCGGAUUUGAUGGAUUGCUUCUAGAUACAUUUUACAGACCCUGGGUUUCGUUAUUCAAUGAUCCGAAGAUCUCUCUAAACAAAGGAAACAGCACUCUAAAAACUGUGUGCAUCAUAAUCGGGUGUAUUCUCAGGUGCAUUUUUUCUCCAAUCUUUGGCCUGCUGAACCUUUCUGCCUCCAUUACGGAAGGAUUUGCAAACACGCUCAUCGGCGACUUUGAGAGAUUCUCCAGGGUUCAGGAGCGCGCGGAGUUUGAAACGGAGAAGGUGCAUAACGCGGUCGCCGCCAUGAGAAGGGGAAAAAGCUACAUGAAGAAGACGACGAGACACGAGAAGGGCGCCUAG